AUGAAACCUUAACCAACAGUUUUUAAGGCUCAAAAGUAGAGACAAUUAACUAUAACACCAAGUAGCAAUACAUAUUUUCUUAAUUCAUAAAGAAAAAUAAAGUAGAUAAUAAAAUUAUUUUAAGCUUCUUCACAACAAGCAGUCUUUAAUCAUUUUCUUAUAUUCAUACUAGCUAAGUUUUAAAUUAAACUCCAAAUAUAAAUGAAUUAAAACAAAUAAAAAAAGAACAUAAUCAAAUUGAAACCAUACCUCCUUCUUUCAUGGAGCUUUAUGAUGAAUUUGAGAAUAAUUACAAAAUUGUUUAGAAAAUUAAAACCGAUCUGAAUAUUUCAAUAGACUUAAAGUAGGAUGAUAAAUAAGAAUAGACUUAGGUCAUAUCAUAAAAUUUUAUAAAGAAUCCUUCUUAAGCAGAAACUAAAAUUGCAAAUUUAUAGUUUUGUGAUAUUGAUUAAGAGUUGAAUUAGAGAUUACAUAUAAAUCGAUUUAAAUUUUAUUAUUUUCGAGCUUCCAUAUCGAAAUAAUAAUCUCCUCUAUUACUAACAAUUUAAUUUGAAAAUCAAAUAAGCUCUGCAUAAUAUAAAUUAUAUCUUUCUACUUAGCAUGAAUUUCCUACUAAAUUUAAUGCAGAGCAUAAUCUCACUUCAAAUUGUUGUAAAAUCUAUACAAAUGGUCAUGAUAAUAUAUUUUAAGAAAGUUAUCUUUAUAUAACUUAUUACUCAGAAAUUGAUGUUAUUUUAAAAAUAAAAAUAGUAUUUGGUAGGGUUUAAGUUAGUAAAUCACCUAAAAAAUAAAUAAUAAAGAAGGAAUAUCCAAAAUUCCCUGGUUUAAUUGUAAAUACUAAAAUGGAUUUAAUAAAAAGAAACCUUGAUACAAGUUAAUUUUAAUUGACAAGAAAAACCGAUUUAUUAGCUGGAUUACUUGUAUAUAUAUAAAUAAAAUAUAAAAUAGAGUGAAAGAGAAUAGAAAAGAAAAUAAGUUCAUUUAAAAAAAUAAGAGAUAGAUUGUGAAUAAAAAAUUAAAUUAAAAACUUAAUACAGUGUAUAAAUGAUGAGAAACGAUUAUAGAUUAUUUGAAAAAGUUUAUAAAUUAAAACUAAAUAAAAAAAUUCAGGUAGAAUUGUUUUGGGCUUAACUUUGUAAUUUAAUUAAAUUCAUAGCAUAGCUAAAAGUUAAAUUAAUAGUAAAAAAUUAUAAUAUGAUUAGUAAUUUAAAGGGAAGAUGAGUAUUAAAGCUAAUGGUAGAAUUAAAGCUCUAAGAUGUGGCUUAAAUUUAUUAAUUAAUAUUAAGAAGUUUGGACCAACACCAGAGAGAAGAUCAUUUUGUAAAAGUUUAUUAGCAAUAAAAAUGUUUACUACUUAAAUUCUAUUUUUAAGGAAAAAGAAAGCUUAAACAAUUGCAACUUCAUUUAUUAAAGAAUGCAUUUCUAUUAUACAUUUAGGGCAUAGAUUACUAAAGACUAGACAUUAUGGUAAUAAUAUAAAUAUAUGUUUACUUAGUAAUAAUUUUGUAAAAUAAAUUCAGAUUCUUUUAAAGAUAAAAGAAAAGGUAUUAUGAAGAAUUUUGGCAAUUAGUGAUAAAAAAUUAUAAAGAAAUUAUAAGGAGUUUAACUUUAACUCAAAAUAAUCAAAAAAAUAGAAAUAGAUGUUAAAAAUAGAUAUAUGCAUUUUAAAUAGAUAAUCAAAUAAUGCAAUUCUAAAUUGAAAAUUAUUAUUAAAGAUAAAAAUAGAUAUGGUUAGCAUUUAUACGCUAAAAGAUUGUAGAUAAAUAACUAAAUGUUUAUUUAUAUGAUAGAAAAAGUGAUGAUAUUAGAAAAGCUUUGAUAAAGUUUUAAGAGCCUAAACUGUUCUAACUUCCACAAAUUAAUGAAGUAGCUGAAAUAAUUGAGCUCUAUGCAAAAAAUAAAAAAAUGAUUUGA
This is a messenger RNA of Paramecium sonneborni, 1914 nucleotides long. The record is from the annotation of a GenBank genome assembly. Lineage: Eukaryota; Ciliophora; Oligohymenophorea; Peniculida; Parameciidae.